AUGGAUCUUCAAGAUGCUGAUGGCAACAAUUUCUACGGCAGAGGCGGAAAUUUUUCGGUAUGCUCUCAAGUUAGGGCCAAGAGACAAUGUCCCCGGUUUUUCCAAUUCCUUAGGGAGGCGAGACAUGUCAAGAUCCCAAAACUGACACAGGAGGGAAAAGCGAGGCGAGAAAUCGUGAAUUGUGGUGACGAAGCUUGCAACGAUGAACACGAGAUCCCAAAACAGCCUUUGUCGGAGGAAGCUGCUAUCGAUGGAUUCGUGGAAAUUUACUUUUAG
Cladophialophora bantiana CBS 173.52 is the source of this 276-nucleotide messenger RNA. RefSeq lists its product as uncharacterized. The coding region runs from base 1 to 276 and encodes 91 amino acids. The record is from RefSeq and is a predicted model, not a curated record. Lineage: Eukaryota; Fungi; Ascomycota; Eurotiomycetes; Chaetothyriales; Herpotrichiellaceae. The transcript has a single exon.